This is a messenger RNA of Linum trigynum, 387 nucleotides long. The record is from the annotation of a GenBank genome assembly. Lineage: Eukaryota; Viridiplantae; Streptophyta; Magnoliopsida; Malpighiales; Linaceae.
AUGGGUUUUGUUCAAACUGAGACUCCGGUGAAGUGGAACCCGGAAGCCGGCGGGGUUUUUCCCGAACAAAAUACUGAUGCCGAAUUGAUCGGUGAAGAUGGUGCGGGUCGCGGUAGAGAUAUCAGCGACUGGAACGGAGGUUUUAUUUUGGGAUUUUUCAGACGAGAAGAAGGGUGGAUGAAGCUGAGGGUGGAGAGGUUUACAUAUGGGAAUAGAGGAAGAAGAAAAGAAUGGAUGCUGAUCGCCGGUGGCCGAGAGGGAUUGCCGGACCCUGGUCGGGAAAUUGAAGCGGAGGCAGCUAAAGCUUGCGAUGUGUUCAGGGAGAAGAGAAGUACAAAGGAAUUUCAGCUGGGGGUUUCCAAUGCGGGCCGGAAGAUUGGGCCUUAG